AGUAAUAGUACCAGUACGGGUUCGGCCAAAUAUUGGAAGGAACAGCGCCCACAGGCCCCACCCCUACCGCCAAAGGCGCAGCCGGUUAAGGGAAGAAUAGUGACGACGUGAUCUUUACUAGAAGGCGGCAAGGCACUGGAAUUUCCCAAGGUGUACGCUGAUCAAUAACAACUCUUUUCCAGAUUAAUCAGUGGUUAAUUCGUUGUCCUAAUUGCAAUAACUCUUCUAGUCAGCUGUUUUUUACUCCGUAUAUUCUAUUCUGAGCUAAUUUGAGCAAAAAUCUCAUCUUGUGCGAGUUCUCUACAUGUUCUGUGGUAAUUAGCCAGAAUAAGUGUCUUAAAGAAGAAAGUUUGAUAGAAUUAGUGUGAGGAUAUGCCUGCAUUCUUUUCUUUGGUGAUUAAGAUCUGCUGUAAUUGUGCUUAUGGCUGAUUUUUUUCACAACCUCGACUGUUGGUAGGGUUACGGCAAUUGAUUAUGAAAUUCUAGAAUUCGAAAAAAUGACAUGGUGUUGUUUGGUUUCUGGAUAGUGUUCUGUAGGCUGCCUGAAAAGACUCCGGGAUUGCUGAUUAGAAAUUCUUCUUCUUCCGAAAUUGCUUUCUCAGCUAAUAGAAAUGGUCUCAUGGCUAUAAAAGUCAAUGCUUGCACCAAAAUUAGGGCCGUUAGCAAUAGAGAGUAGUUCAAGUGCAAUCUCAUGGACUGCACAUGGUAUCUGCAUCCGUGAAAUAUCUAGAAACAGUAAAAAUGGCCAUAAUCAUUAAGAAAAACAUAAUUAUAUAGGUAUUUUUGGAAGCUCUGUAUGGCCAUAAAAUAUUCCUAUAAGAUGUGUCGUUGCAGAUGAACAUAUAAGUCACCAAACAUCCUUCAAACCUCAGAUAUUACAAUUAGUUGCGAUAAAAAUCUCUUAGCCUUAUCGAGACUUGAGAAAUUUAGUAUUAUGAAAUGUUACAAACAGUAUUAAAUCUUCACAUCUUGAAUUUUAUUGCUGAAGAAUGACAAAGGCCAUUCGUGUAAAAUUUUCAAGUUUUAUCAUAAAGAACUUUAGUUCUAUAAAUAUUAAUGCACUGCGGCAUAAUAUGUGGACUCUGUACUUCUAGAUAUGGUACUUGCAGGCAGCAGGCUACAACCGCUACAUUUCUCCUUUUGGUGUUUGAGAAAAUCUUGUUUAGAAUUGGCUGAUUGGCUUUUGCUCCCAUUUCAAUGUAGACGCUAUUGAAUGAUAUCUUCUGUUACACCCUUACACAUGGUCUGAUCUUAUUUAGGUUUAAAUACCUGCAAAUAUAGUUCGUUGUUUUGUUUUUUAGAUUCCAGCAAAGUUACAGUAUUUUGCAUCCAUUUAUUUUUUAUCAUUACAGUUUUUUAACCCUCUCCAACUCUCUAGAAACCCCUGUUUAACCUCAAAACCUAUAUUUAUACAAGAUUUCAUUUUUUACAUCAUUUUGACAGCAUUGAGACCUAUAUUAAAAGCGUGAAUGCGGACUUUGGUUUGGGGCUUGGCCGUAAUUCCACAAAAGUCUGUAAAAAGUUACAGUUUGUAAAAAGUUUGGUUUUAUUUAUAUUAUGCUCUGUAACAGUGUAACCUCAGUCUUCUUAUUCAUUUCAUACUUCAUCAAGUCUCAUCAUUUAUCUCCAUGAGAUUAUCUAUUUAAGGUCCAUAUACUUUCUUUCUUUUUACACAGCUACUCAGUUGCACCAUCUCUCUGUUAACUGUUGCUGCAUUGUUCUUCCUUCAUUUUUUAGAAAUUCUUCUUUCCUUUGAGGGGUCGCGGUGGGUGAGUAUGAGUGAAUGAUUUUUCAUUGUGUAUCCAUUCCUCUCUUGCCAAAGCUUUGCACUUGUCUUUGUCUACCGACAUACUGAUAUAUUUUCUUUCUUAGGUUUCUGAAGAUUCUGAUUUCUGAAUUCCGAUACUGCCCCUUGGUUAAGAUAGCCAAUACAGUUUUUCUGUCAGCGUUGUGCUAGACCAUGACUGACAAUAUACCACCUGGAAAUCUUCAAGAUAAGGUGGAGGGCACCAGAGAAAAGGGGACAACUGAAUCUGAACAUGAGAUAGAUGCAAUGAAUGACCAAAAGGCACACCAAGAUGCAGGCGAAGGUAAUAAAAAAAUCAGCAAAACUGACUCUAAAGGAGAAAGGGAUAUCAUCAAGAAUUUAGUGCAAAGGGGUGGUGCCGGUGAGGUAAAUAUGGAAGCUGAGAUAACUCCUGAUGAUGUUAUGAGGGCCGGAGGGUUAGGAGCUAGAGAUGAUAUUGGUAGUUUCCUCCCUACAGCUAUUGACACAACUGACUUUGAAGCCUCUCUUCUUGAUGCUCGAGAAUAUGAAGAGCCUCAGGAACGCAUAUGCAGACCUGGCCUUGGCUGGACAGACACAACUAAUGAUAAUAAGUGAACCUAUUAUUGCCAUCAAGAAGAGAGUUUCUAGGCCCCCCUUCAUGCCGCCACCCUUUUCGACUCUCACUGUUCUCUUCCUGAUAAUACUUUGAACAAGAUCCUAUAUGUAUGAGUAGUUCUGAUCUCCUUGUUUGUUAAAAAUACUGAAGGGUUAUGGAGUUGGUGUUAUGCAUCUCUCUGUUUCCUUUUAUUUACUUUAUCUUGUGUAUCACUACUGUGAGAAUCUCAUUCUCCCCUUUGAUCUGAAAUGGAAAUUGGUCUUUGCAUCUCAA
This is a messenger RNA of Cuscuta epithymum, 2657 nucleotides long. NCBI's taxonomy places the organism in Eukaryota, Viridiplantae, Streptophyta, Magnoliopsida, Solanales, Convolvulaceae. The record is from the annotation of a GenBank genome assembly.